UCUAUCCAGGAAAAGAUCCUUGGCAAAUUUAAAGCUGGAUUACGAUAAAUAUAACCCACCUUUGAUAUGUUACAAGGUUCCCUGUUUUGGUACCUGGGACGUAUAUAGAUUUUUAAAAUUUUGUGCAAAUGACCCAUGGUCGAAACGAGGAAGAAUACCAUCUUCAGUCUUGUUAUUGAGCGAAGUGAGCGAUUCUGAGGGCCAAGCCCACAGGCUACUGAAGAAGUAGAAGGGAACAUUAGAACUUCGAAACGAAUAAGCCUGUUUUUUAUUCAAAUUUCAAAAAAUUACAAUGUUCGUUACGUUUAACAGUACCUAUCUAAUUACUGUUCAACACAACAUGUACGAAAGACACAUAACGGAAAACUAACUACAACUACGCUACAAACUAUGAAAAACUAUUGAAUAAUAUAACAAGGAUUCUGUUCCACAUCAGAUCUCAGGUCAGGGUUUCGAUGAUUUGGAUACAUCGACAUGAUCAAAGCUGCGUUGGCAAAGCUCAAGGACAGAAAGGGAACUUCAAGACAAGCGAGUUAAAAGUACAUCAAAGAACACUACAAAGUUGGUGCCAAUGCAGAUACCCAGUUGAAAUUGACGCUCAAACAUGGUGUUAUCGCUGGUGUUAUCAUGCACUCAAAAUGCACUGGGGCAUCAGGUUCAUUCAGACUCGUGAAGAAGGAAGCACCAGCAAAACCAAAGAAGGCACCAGUUGCGAAGAAAUCACCAAAGAGGCCAAAGGCAAAUAACACCCCGAAAAAGGCGGCUAAAUCGCCAAAGAAGGCAAAGGUUGUAAAGAAGACUGCAAAGAAGCCAGCAGCAAAGAGACCAGCAGCGAAGAAACCAGCAGCGAAGAAAUUACCCGCCAAGAAGGCAGCAUCGAAAGCAUAGUUUCAAUGAUUAUCAAAUAAAUGUUGUAAAUAGUCACAAGCAUUUAGGAUUAAUUUUGGACGAGAAACUUAAGUUCUCUGAGCAUGUUAGGGCGGCAAUUGUAAAAGCAAAGAUUGGAAGAGGAAUCAUCCGUUUUCUUUCUAAAUACGCUUCACGGGAGACACUUGAUCAAAUGUGCAAACUAUUUGUAAGACCACAUUAGGAUCGUGGGGACGUAAUCUAUCAUAACCAAAAUAUGUCUCUUUCUCGUGAACUUGAAUCCAUACAAUAUGAGGCAGCUUUGGCAGCUAGUGGAGCAUGGCAGGGUACCAACACGGACAGACUUCUUGAGGAACUUGGCUGGGCAAGGCUCGGUAACAGGAGGCGGUACCGCAGACUUUGUCUCUUUUAUAAAAUUUGUGAAUAACCAGACUCCUGAAUAUUUACGUGAGUAUGUCCCUGAUGAGAACAGGAAUCAUUAUCAACUCCGCCAUACAAAUGUUUUUAGAUACGAAAAUUCAUCCUCACAAAGGUAUUCGAAGAUUUUCUUUUCCUAUUGUGUGAACAUAUGGAACAAACUCGA
This is a messenger RNA of Rhopilema esculentum, 1450 nucleotides long. NCBI's taxonomy places the organism in Eukaryota, Metazoa, Cnidaria, Scyphozoa, Rhizostomeae, Rhizostomatidae. The record is from RefSeq and is a predicted model, not a curated record.